CUCUUUCUGACAGAUGUAGGACAGGUUAUCUUUGUGUAUGGGGCUGACUAUGGACGCCGUGACCGCACAACCUGCUCUUUCGGACGGCCUACCUCUCAGAUCCUAACAGCUAACUGCUCACGCCCUACUACCAUAGUUGCUGACAGCUGCAAUGGGAAAAACAGGUGCAGUAUCAAUGUGAGCAACUCAGUGUUUGGAGACCCCUGCUGUGGCACUUACAAGUACCUGGAGGUGGCGUACAUAUGCGAAUAUCCUGGGGUCAUUCCAUAUCAGCCUCCAGUGCAUUAAUCAUUAACAUACUGGAAAUUCACUCAUAUCACAAUAAACAUGCAUUUGAUUUAA
This is a messenger RNA of Epinephelus lanceolatus (giant grouper), 342 nucleotides long. The record is from RefSeq and is a predicted model, not a curated record. Lineage: Eukaryota; Metazoa; Chordata; Actinopteri; Perciformes; Serranidae.